Molecule: messenger RNA, 2922 nt
Organism: Pestalotiopsis fici W106-1
Lineage: Eukaryota; Fungi; Ascomycota; Sordariomycetes; Amphisphaeriales; Sporocadaceae
Exons: 5
Coding region: 1-2922 (973 amino acids)
Source: RefSeq, a predicted model, not a curated record
AUGUCUCCUGCCCUUGCCUUUGCAGUACAUGAUGUUAGCCUCAAGUGGACGCCGCUCCUCCUGUCUUGGACAACUGGAGCCCUCGUCUUCAAUACGACAAGGUCAAGGGGUUCGUUCGUCUAUCUCCCCACGUACCCAAACUGCAAUAUCUUCGCUACCACAACCUGUCUGGCUAUUGCUCCGAGAGUAGAUCGCUUCUCCCCGCAUCUACCGACACGUAAUCUUGGCUACCGACGCAAACAUGACCUGACAAUCUCGACGCGGACAUUUCUCAAGUUUGAUGUGCAAAGCUUAACCUUGUUACUCUCCCCUUUCGUUUCAAUCCUCGCCGAGGGAUGGGUCGCUAUAGCUCACCCGCAGCCGCCCGUCCACACCUGCCACCCCAUCAUCAUCACCACCAUCGCGGGCCUCGAGCCGAGCACGCGCUACACCACCACACAGAUUCCCACGAUGCCGCCCACGCUUGUGGAGAUUUGGCUUGCAACAACAGGCAGCCCUAGCCCCGAUGUCGCAGCACUCUCGACAGAUGACGCAAAGCUUGUCGAGGUGCACCGUUCACAGCUCAGCCAGAAGGUUGAGCACAAGGCUCAGUCUGGUAAAUCGCAUCGGUCCAGAGUGGUCUGGCAACCUCAAGAGCUCGUCAAAGUGAAUCAGGACACUAGACCCGUUACGUUGACCGACCAACGCCUGGGACACGGUCGUAGGGAGGGCUCGAUCUCGAGCUACAGCUCGCUGUUGACGGUUGCUGAUCCUCGUGGAACACCAGGAUAUGAUAGUUGUUCAGAGCAGCCGGCAGCUAGGGAAAGGGCUGCUGAAGUACGGCAGCCGGGUUCAAGCAGACGAGUCGAUGAGAGUGACAAAGAUGACUAUUUUGCGAGAAGGGCAUUCCCAGAGCCCACCAGUUUUGAGAAAAGAGCAAGAAACAAGACCAAAGAAGACAAAUAUGACACUAGAAAGGAGGAGCGAAGAAAGGCGAGCUUGAAAGAAGGUACAAGUCGUCACAGGUCGAAGAGGCAGAAGAAAGAUGGCAAAAGACAGGGACAGUUGUCGAGUAAGAAUGUGAUGAAGAAUUUCAACUCAAAUGCGGUGUUGCAAGACCGAGUUACGAUACAUCAACCAUCGACCAAAGGUGCAGGGUACAAGCACACGUGGUAUGGCCACAAUGGUUCUCAUGGCCCGCCUGGUAGUACUGGGCAAACGCUUAGCGACUUGGUCUUUACAAACCUGAAUUUUCUCACAGACCAAAAAAACAUCGCACCAAAACCAUUAUCAUCGCGACGCUUGCGCGAAUUGGAAAGACAGAACAAGGAGAUCGAAGAACUCUCGUCUUUUUUCAUCCCAACCGACGCAAACCCUUCUCAUUCGAGAAUCGAAAUGGCACCAUCACGACCAUUUGAUGCCCCCAUCCGCGGUCGAACCCGUCUCAACCACCGGGCUCCCAUCAAAAGAGCACAUGAUGAUUUGGAAUCCACUCACCAAGCAGAUUCGUCGAUAAUGGCCCAUAUUCCCAGUGAAUCGAGUGAGCAUGUCAACAAUGUGAAUGCGGAGAACGGCUCAAUGGGUACGCAUACACACUACAUAUCAUCACCCAGUUCAGGUCGAGUGCCUCCCAGUGCACCAAACCAACCAGUCCAAACCGUAACCGCAUCGCCAGUACAUGAGCGCCAGCGACGGAUCCUCCACGGCACGGGGAUCGUCAUACCUCUAGACGAGGAAGUCGACUAUGGUGUGCAACAGCAACAAAAUGUGAGCGAUGAUGAGUCCAUUAUUGAGGAAGCUCAGCUGAGGGCACGCUUUGAAGCAAUCUUUCCACCCCACUGGCGCAAAGAUUACAACGAUAAUAAUGCCAAACUACAAAGCUUGGACGAUUCGGCUGACUUAUCAUACAAGAUGCACCAACAACAGUCUCUGGCCCAUACUCGGCCGAGCGAAAGCCCCAGGACCUAUAAUUCACGCGCUGAUUCUCAGGGACCACACCAUCUACAUACAUUGGACAGAGCAUCAACCUCGUGGAUGCAACCACCCAGCCUUGGCCGUGCUCCAAUUCGCCAGCAUGCCAUUAAUACCGAUAGCAUCGCGAUGAAGAGGUCACAAAUGAGGUCACAGAUGACCUCGCCAUUCUACGCCGAACAAGCAUAUAACAUCCCUAGCAUGCCUCCGCCAAUCCCGCGAAAUAUAUCAUGGCGACAUGAAACAACAAGGUUACGUGCACCAAUACCAAAUCCGCAUGUAGGACAUUUGACGCAUCAAAAUUUAAAUUCGUCCCCACCCAAACGCGCAUCAACAGAUAGACCCAAAGAAGCAAAUGGGACCAAUACAGACUACGCCCCGGCAGCUGUUAAUGCACAACUCGCCUCGACUCUGAGUAAUGUGCCAUACGAUCCAGACGUUGGACUGUGGCUCGACGGUAGAGACAGAAUUGCGCCAAAUCAGAUUCAGGGAACCUCCACUAUCUCUCGACAGUCUGCAGCGGCAUCCUCCACAUUACCACACGCGUUGGUUGCAUCAGAGUCUGCCACUCGCGAAAACCCUCGAAAUAACGCGGUCACCGCAACAGCUACAGAACGCGGUACAGCGCCAUUGCCACCGGAGCAGCCUGAGCAGCCCGAAAACAGAGAGUCGCUGAAAAAAUAUAUCAGUGAGAUGCAAAGCGAAAUCAAUGGUUCGAUGGGGGAGCAGAGCCGGAUUGUCGGAGUUGACCCCAGUGUUCAACCAACAAGAGAAGUCGACCAGACCGAGGCUGGUCAACAACUCGCAGGAUCACGUAACCAGAUGUCUGGUCUCUCAGGUGGUACGAACAUGGAAAGGCCGCAUGUCACUUCCACGGGCAACAUGCCUCGGGCAGAGUCGAGCCAGGAAUCUGUGUUUGACUGGGAUCUUUACGAUCAAGAUAAUAAAGUCGAACAUACGGACGGACUAUAG